Molecule: messenger RNA, 267 nt
Organism: Penicillium canescens
Lineage: Eukaryota; Fungi; Ascomycota; Eurotiomycetes; Eurotiales; Aspergillaceae
Exons: 2
Coding region: 1-267 (88 amino acids)
Source: RefSeq, a predicted model, not a curated record
AUGGCAACAGUGGUCUGUGGUGUUUUUUUCUUCUCAACCAAGCUGGCAGAAGGCCCCCAGUACCGAGAGCAUCACCUCCGCGAAUUCAUGACGUUACUGAAUGGAUGCUAUGAAGCUAGUAAAAUGGGCUUUUUCAACAUGUCUAUAUUUCUUCUUUUAGCAGCGCAAGAUUCUUUUCGACUUGCUUUGACAGGUUGGGGCUUGACCAUCGCCGUCACAGUAUUCUACAUCACUAUGCUUUACUUGGCCAGCGAUGAAUUGAUGUGA